Messenger RNA from Colias croceus (clouded yellow), 3209 nucleotides. Its product is annotated as E3 ubiquitin-protein ligase listerin-like. Gene Ontology annotation, cellular component: RQC complex; cytosol. Bases 78 to 3209 code for a protein of 1043 amino acids. Gene Ontology annotation, biological process: ribosome-associated ubiquitin-dependent protein catabolic process; rescue of stalled cytosolic ribosome. Gene Ontology annotation, molecular function: ribosomal large subunit binding; ubiquitin protein ligase activity. NCBI's taxonomy places the organism in Eukaryota, Metazoa, Arthropoda, Insecta, Lepidoptera, Pieridae. The transcript has 14 exons. The record is from RefSeq and is a predicted model, not a curated record.
ACCAUCAUUAAAAGCAGAAUACUUCCAUGUUAAAUUAAGAGUGUAUACAUUAAUUGUCAUAAUCUCAUUUUUAUAAAAUGGGAGGGAAAGCAAAACAAAGCCAAAGAACCAAAAAUAAUGUUAGACCUUCCAGUAGUGGUCGCAGUGCAGAAUUGCUCAACAAUGUGAUAAAAACUGACAAUGUGUUUGGAAGCCUCAGCCCCGGGAAAGGCCUUACUGGCCUGUUCCCCACUAUGGCUGCCGGACCUCUUGAUCAGCUUGCGUCUAAUGAAUAUACAUUGGCUUUCAAGAAAUUGAACAAAAAGGACCCUAUAACACGGACCAAGGCAUUACACGAACUACUAGAGUUGGUAAAAAACAGUGACAUAGAGGAUGUAGUGGCCGCGCUGCCGAACUGGGCGCACUUCUACCUAAUGCUCACCAUUGAUAGUGAGAGGAAGGUUCGGGAGGCUACACAAGCGUGUCACGGGCUAAUCCUAUCGCGGUGCGGUCGUCGCGCGGGCCCGCACGUGCGGCGCCUGCUGCCCGCGUGGUUGCUCGCUCAGCACGACGAGUACGCGCCCGCGCAGGCACUCGCCAACCAACACUUGCACGCUACAUUUCCCGACCACAAAUUAGGCGAUGCAAUAACAUUUUGUAAAUCAGAAAUAAUGUCUCUUAUAACUGACAACCUCACAGGGAAUGCGGAAGCUAUAUUGAAUAAAAAAAUAGACGACCCAGAAGAGAGAAAGCUGCAAGUAUCACGUGUGAUAUCUAGUAGUCUUCGCGCUUUGGACAUGUUCGUAUCCCGUCUGGCUCCAGAACAUGAUGAGUGGCUGCUGGAACAACUGCAAGCGCUAUUCAGUAAUAGCUUCUGGAAGAUCGCUAACCAUGAGUCACAUCAUGUGAGAGCGGCAUGGUUCACCGCGCUGGGUCGGCUCGUGGACCGCUUGGGCAGUGCGCUGGGCCCCGCGCUGGGCCCACUGGCCCGCGCGCUGCUCGCCGCACCGGACGCUAGGGCCAGAGCCGCGGCCCCGCGCUGGGCCGCGCUGCUGCUGCUGCUGUACAAAGUGCCCGAUUGGCACGUCUGGCUCAAGAAUAAGGAUCUUCUUGUGAAGAGACUUAUUGAUACUUUAGAAAAUGGUGGGUGUGGUGACGCGAGUCUGCUCAGCAAUGUGCUGCUGCCGCUGCUGUCCAAGUUGCCCGAUGAACUGCUCACCAAACAGUUCUAUCUCACUUUCUUUAAUGCCUUCUUUACUGGAUUACAAAUAAAAACAAUACUGAACUCAAAAAGCGAACGUCAAUCAUGGAUAACGAACUUAGCAGAAUGCUUGCGUUACCUCUCGAUACAAAAACACGACUUUGUCAUAGAAAUAGUAUCACAUGUACACAGGACGUGGCUUGAGAAGAUAUUCGCCAUUCCAGACGAUACAACCAGAGAUCACUUGAUCAAAAUAUCCGCGCAAAAAAUGGCGGCCAUGGUCAAAUAUUGGAUCAAACAGACGGCAGAAUCCACGGACGAUGUGUACGACAAAUUGGUCAGAAACUUCUGGCAAAACUUUGGUGUUAUUGUUGUCACUCAAAUAGAAAACGUCCCAGUAGAGGACGAAGACAUUUCAAAACUUAUACACACGCAUACGUUAUUAUUCAAGGCGUUAAAAGCAAAGAGCGAAGCCAAAAAGUCCAUACGCUUCGAAGGUGACGUCACAAAUGAGACUGAACCAAUUGAAGAAGCGGUAGAAUAUGAAAAGAACGUUCUAGAAGCAUUCGAACACAGCUUGAAUGAAUGUGUUAGCAAGGCGUGUAGUGCAUACUUCGAAUACGCUGACAAAAAGCAAAUGUCGAGAUCUGUAUUCCCGCCUUUAUUGAGCAUUAUUAUCAGCUUUGAAAGUGAAAGUUUAUUCUUGGGAAUAGCGAGAAGUUACAACACAAAUACGUUGUAUUUGUUCUAUGAUAAGGUGUUAAGGGGUUGGUUGGCGAGUGACACUAUGAGGUGUAAAGCGCUUGCGGAGAUCGUUUUCAUGAUAUCGAAGUACUUAAAUGACGAAGAAUUAGAGGCCAUGUACAAUUCGUUUCAACACCUGUCCCCGGUAGCGGUGGAGUGGUGUAUAUCGCUGUCCCUCUCGCUCGCACACCGCACACGUACUGCGGGAGCGAGAUGGCUGCGCGGGGACGUGGUGCAGCAAGCGUUGGUCGCGCUGUGCAAGCGAGGCGAUGAUGAAGCUAAUAGAUUGUUGCUAACUUGUUUAGCGCAAGAUACUGGAGGCUCCACGAUCCCCCCCCACACGACACGAGCCAUCGUAUCGCACGUAUCGCUCACACUAUCUCACACAAGUGGCAGUGAGCUAGCGACUAGAGCACAGUUCGGAGCUGCGCUGUGCCGAGCGCUAGGGGCCAGUACACACGCACAUGAUCUCUUGGUUACGCUGUUCCUGCUCAACUUGACUCUGUUGCCAAAAGAGCCAGAUACCGAAGAAGGCGAGGAAGAAACUGACGAGACUAUUCCACUAGCUUCUAUUAGCGCGAGUAGCUGGCGCGAGUUACUGCACGCCUGGCACCAAGCCGUGUGUGCACUAGCGCCAGUAGAUAGACUGCCGCUGGUGGACCGAGCUGUGAAGGAGAUACAGGGCAAGCUGAGGGAUAACCACGACGCGCUUGACAUACCAAUUAUAGAACACAUAGUAUCUAUAUGCCCUUACCUCGUAGACUUCGAUAAUGUGACCAUAGACAAUUCUGAACUCAUACAGAUAACAAAACAAUUACUAAACAUAGACAUUACACACUCAGAGACUGCAGUAUUAGUCUAUGCUCUGAGGAAAGACAUUGUCUAUGGCAAAUUGACCUGUCCAAUAGACGAUGGACACAUUAUGAAGAAAGUUCUAGAAAUCGCUAACACUAAUUCCACGAAGGAUUUAGCGACAAGCGACGUUGUUGCUUAUGUGAAUAAGGUCGUUUUUCGCGCAGCGUUUUUGAAGGAAAUUGUAACGAGGAGUAAGGAGCUUGAUGGCAGUUUGUUUGACGAUGAGUUCUUUAGGUUGUUGUUUGUUGAUGUUCUGUACGAUUUCACGGUUGUCAGCUCACUGUGUGAAGUGUACGCUUUUGUAAGUAUAUUCAUUAUAAAUAAGUUGUUGGGUAUUAUUUUAACAAUUAACUCGACAGUAGAACAACUUGAAUAUUAUCAUAAAGUGCGAAGUUCUAACAAAUUUUAUUUGGAUACACUCCAUUUGUAA